Molecule: messenger RNA, 836 nt
Organism: Paramecium pentaurelia
Lineage: Eukaryota; Ciliophora; Oligohymenophorea; Peniculida; Parameciidae
Source: the annotation of a GenBank genome assembly
AUGAGUUUCAUGAAUUAAAAUAUUAUUGAUAAGAUCAACUCUUUUGGUUAAACAUUGUGUAUUCAACCAAUUAAUAAUGAAAUGAUAUCCUUAAGUCAACUAAAGGCUAAGAAUUUUUUAGUUACGACUGCUUCCAAACAUUAUAAGGUACCUGAAAUAGAGGAACCUAAACCAAAAAAAAAAUAUUAGAAUUUAGCCAAAAUCUAAUUCAAGUUCUAAAUAGAAGAUGAAGAUUAUCAUUCUGUUCUGAAAGAGAUUGUUUAGAUGUAGAAAAAUAAAUUUCCAUUAAUGCCUUUACAUUUGCAUUACAAACCAAGUAAAGUAUAUAUUUUAUAUUAGACCCUUCAAUGUAAGGUUUAUCUAUAGGAAGAAUGACAAAUGAAUAAGAGAUGUAAAGACCUAUGACUUUGGAGGAAUGCAGAAAUACAAUUAAAACUUAGAAGAUGAGUAGAGAUACUCAUAGAGAUACAAGUCAACCUAUUUUAGAAGAAUUCAAUAAAUAAUUAUCUUAUACAAAGAUUAAAGAGAUAUAACCUACAAAAGUAUUUACUGAUAGAAGUAAAUCAAGUAAGUUACAUAUGGGAUCAACUUUUUAACCUUUUUAAAAUUAAACUUAAUAAUUUGAAGUGGUAUUUGAUAACAAUCUUCAAAGUUCUCAAUAAAAAAAGAGAAUAACAUAGAAAUAGUUUAAUCUUUAUAAGAAUAGGAAAAUAGCAACACCCAAUCUUGCCUUAUAAUUCAAAUAAAUAAAGGAAAAAGAAUAAGAGAAAGAGAAAAGACUUCUUUAAGAUAGGAGGAAAGAAUUUGAUAGAGAAUAUUUUGAAAAAUUACCUUGA